Molecule: messenger RNA, 351 nt
Organism: Psylliodes chrysocephalus
Lineage: Eukaryota; Metazoa; Arthropoda; Insecta; Coleoptera; Chrysomelidae
Source: the annotation of a GenBank genome assembly
AUGUAUGACUUGUACGUUGAAUAUUGUUUAGAAAAGAAAAUUCGUCCACAAAGUGUUUCGUGGUACAGACACAUUUUCAACUAUGAAUAUAAUCUUGAUUUUCUUAAACCAGAAAGUGACCGAUGUGAUUUUUGUGAAGAGUAUAAAAUUGCCCUACGAGAGAACAGAAUGAGUGAAGAACUGGAACUGUUAAACAGGCAGCAUAUUUUAAAGAAAAUCCUAAUGAGAAGAGAACGGGAACAAGAUGAAAUAAUUUCGCCUUCUGAAGGCGAGGAGCCGUUUGAAUCGUCGGGAAGUGAGUACUCGCCGACGGAAGUCGUCCACGGACAAGUGGCUUACGGCGAUUCUUAG